CCCAAACAUAAACAAACUCGGAUUGUUUGCAAACCGGACUACAGUGUAAAGUGUUUCGCAGAGAACUCGGUGAUUAGUGCUGCAAAUUCGAGUGUUAGGUAUUACGGUGAUUAUCCUCGUUCUUCAAAAUGGGUCGCAAGUGUAGUGUCCCGGAGUGUGGUUCCAACUACGAGAGCAGAUUGCGCCUGGGACGGCACGCAACGAGCACCUUCAAGUUUCCCGUCGAUCCGGACAUUCGCGAGCGGUGGGUGUCAGCUGUGGGCAGACCGGAUGGUUGGCAGCCCAAGAAAACAUCGUGCAUUUGUAUGAAUCACUUCCGGAAGGAGGACUUCGAGAAGUUGAACAAACCGGCCAAGCUAAAACCGGAUGCCGUGCCGACGCUGUUCGGCAGCUCGAUGGCCGACUAUGAGCCGGUUAAGAAACCGAGUGAGCCACCGGAGGAGUUGAAUAUCGAUUUUGAGAGCUUGUAUGGACGAGUGUUGGAGAAGGCGGAGUUCGCCGGAUGGCAUUUCUACAGAAUGAAAGACGUUUUACAUUUUUACAAUUUGAAGGAUUGUGGUCGGGAUAAUCCUAUUCAGAUAAUCAACAGUGUAAAAAUAUUUGAUAAUAUGAAAAUCAACGUAUUUGUCAAGGAAGUGAAGCAAUCGGAUGCAGUGCUACGUCGAGUGCUUGGAAAGAACUUAAAACUAUGUAGGUGGUCGCAGUUUGAAGCUCUUCUCAAGAAGUAUGAGGUAAAAUUGACUACUUCCGGAGGUGAAGAAAGUAACGCUAAUGAUAAAAACAAAAGACCACAAACUCAAAUGGUAUUUAUCCCUGAUUCUGAAAUAAAAAAUGAACCUGUCGAAGACAGCGAUGGGUCUAAAGAUGAAAUGCAAUUAGAUAUGGACAUUGUGAAAGAGGAAACAAAUAUUGCGAACUCUGAUGAAGAUUCUGAUCAAGGGUCUGAUCGUUCUCCUGAGGAGAAGUUUAACUUGUACGAAGCGCUUCGAGAGCUUUCGAAAGCAAUAACUAAGCAUAAGUGUUUUAUCUGUAAUCGGGAACAUGAAACAAAUGAUCAAUACGAUUAUCAUCUAACGCAACAUAUGGAUAUGCUUCCUUACGAGUGCGACCGAUGUGUUACGGAAAAAGUUGUUAUACGAUCGCUACCGUCAUUGAACAAACAUUUCCUAAUGCAUAUGAAACCACUAAAAUGCCGAACAUGCGAUGCUCGGUUUACCACCUAUAAAUCAAGAUUGAUUCACGAGAAAAGCUUCCACGCUGCGGCUGAAUUGGUUCCUUGCGAGAUUUGUGGAGAAACGUUCCUGUCACAAAAGCAGUAUAAGAGACAUUUGAAGAACCACACCGAGUUAGAAGAAGUAUCCUGUAAAAUUUGCGAUAAGCAAUUCAUCACAGCCUUCGAUCUUGACAAGCACACCAAAUCAGUGCAUCCCAGCUCGGCGUCCUUUAACUACGAAGAACUCUCAACGGUUGACCCAAACGUUACCCUGGACUUCAACAUUCCGCCAGAAGGCGCCAACGUGAAACCGAAAAAAGAUUACUUCUGCAUCGAGUGCAACAAACAUUUGCCCAGCUCGAACAGCUACUAUUCGCACAUGCAGGGUCACAGAAAGCAGUUCAAGUGUGGCUUUUGCGGGGUCCGCAUUGCACGGCUGCGUGAUUUCCGAGACCAUGAAAACACCCACACCGGGAAGCGGCCAUAUGAGUGCAAUAUAUGCCAUAUGCGUUUUAUGGCCGCGUCCACAUACUAUGGGCAUAAGGCGAUGCAUCGAGGGGAGAAAAAGUUCUCCUGCGAAACGUGCGGUCGCGCUUUCGCCAGGAAGGAUCACAUGAUCAGCCACGCCAACACACACAAAAGGUUGAUACGCCGAGGACGACGCCCGGUGAAAAUGGAAGUUGAUUCAGUCGACUCCAAGGAGGAUGAUGCUGCGCCAGUGGCCCAGGAUAAUGAGAUGAACUCUGAAGUAGACCCUGUUACUGUUGCACCCCCCAAUGCAGACAAACCUGAGGAGGAAUCUUGAAUUACAUUUUUACUUUUAUCUUUACUUUUAUGUCAAUAAAUAUGCUUGAUCCAUGAUAGAAAAAUUGA
Messenger RNA from Armigeres subalbatus, 2086 nucleotides. RefSeq names its product zinc finger protein ZFP2-like. The transcript has 2 exons. The record is from RefSeq and is a predicted model, not a curated record. NCBI's taxonomy places the organism in Eukaryota, Metazoa, Arthropoda, Insecta, Diptera, Culicidae. The coding region runs from base 129 to 2018 and encodes 629 amino acids. Gene Ontology annotation, biological process: regulation of transcription by RNA polymerase II. Gene Ontology annotation, cellular component: nucleus. Gene Ontology annotation, molecular function: DNA-binding transcription factor activity, RNA polymerase II-specific.